AUGGACGAGAUCGAGGGCGCACCGCAAGGUGCGCAGGCUGCGCAAGACACGGGGAAGCGCAAGGCCGAAGAGAUACCUCGCAGCUCUCCCAAGCAGGCAAAAAAGGCUACGCCAGCGUUGGUCUCCUUGAAGAAUGCCAAGCUCUCGCUGCGCCAAAAGGCGGUCGGCUGGGAUCGCACGAUGCCCGUGCUACGGGCUGUGCUAGCAUUUCAAUCAUACCUAGCAGAACAUGCUACACAGCCGCUCACAGAUAUCCCUCCAGAGCAUCUCGGUGUAAUAGCCUCGCUAACACAGGAAAGCGACAAGGUCGACACCGAGUUGGCGAAGCAGAUUCGGGCUAUGUUGCUGCCUGAAGGCAGCGAAGCAACCACUGAAGCUGGUGAAAAGGUUGAUACCCUCAGUCUGCAAACAAUCCAGAACAGUGUGCAAAGUAUUGCCACACGCGUAAAUUACGGCAUGGACGAUGGCCCAGACGACACGGCUGCGCCGCCGUCGCUGCAGCUUUGGCGGUGGGAGGUUAACAAUUUGGAUCUACUGCCGAAGGAGAAUCUCGAAAAACUCCUAACACGUCGUAAGGAACGUGAGCAGGCCAAGCUCGAGACACUCAACCUUAUCAAGACCUUGCCUGCGGACAAGUACCAAGCCCUCUUCCAAUCGAAGAAGCGCAGCACCAAAGCCGCGCCACCAAUCUCCGAGCCUGAUGCACCCAGUGAGAGUACGCCAUCGGCGGUACCAGAGGCUCCAAGUAAGGCCCCUGAGUCGCCGAAACCAGCGACACCUGUCAAAAAGGAAAAGUCUGAAAAGACCAAGCUUCGUGAAUCUCGGCGUGCUGAACGACAGGCAAAAGAAGAGAAGGAGGAGAAGGAUAAGCAGGCUCAAGUGCGCAUGUUCAAUUCGUUCUUCCAGCAACCGGCUAAGUUGUCGCCAAAGAAAGAGCAGGAAGCAUCGAACAAGACAGACUUUGAACGUACAUUCCUGCCUUGUGAACUUAAAAACAUUGCCGACAUUAACAAGUUUUAUCAUCAUGUAAGCGAUAACUUCAUGACCGAGAUCGAGCAGCAGAGUCGUGCGCCUACAGAUCUUCUCGCAGAAUUCCAGGCCAAAUACAGUACAUCCAGAACUGGCACCAGGCGACGGGGUGUUCAUCCACCCAUCAAUGUACGCGAUAUCAUGAAAGCGGUUACGGAAUCAGAUGUUCUUGGCGGAAAUGCUGAAGAGCGAGCGAAGCAUGGGCUCGAAGAACUGAACAACCGCAAAUUGAUACCUAUUAAACUACUCCAGUUCCAAUCGGACCGACGCCCAGGUUGGGUAGGUACAUGGACCCGCUCUUCAACUUUCAUCACGCCACGAAAGCCGUUGGGCCAAGAUCCAUUGGCUAUUGACUACUCCUACGACAGCGAUGCUGGAUGGGAAGACUUUGAAGAGGGGGAAAAUGUAGAUGCCAUGGAUGAAAAGGACGAUGACGAGAGCAUCGCAGGCUCCGAAGAAGAUUCAGAGAUGGACGAUUGGCUGGAAGAUGACCUGGAAGAAGAAGAAGAUCCCAUGAUGACAGACGACAGUGUAGCAGAACUGGAGGCACCCGAUCUUGCCGCCUCGCGAAAUGCUGUUGUGAGUCAGUCGACCUCGACUGUGAAUACCUUGAAACCCAAAAAGAAACUCAAAUUGUUAGGCCGUCGCUUCGACUCGAAACUAGUGCCUUAUAUUACCGGCCCUCAUUGGGAAACGACGUUCUCUGAGCCCAGUCAUGAAAGCUUUGAACCCUACCAGAUUCAUAUGCUCAAUGAUGCACACGUGGGUUUGAAUCCUUUUACGUUUGUUUCGGCAGCGGUGGUGAUCGAAACGGAAGAGAAACCGAAUGAGACUGCCAAGGCCAAACCAGCCUCUGACACAGCAACACCAUCUACCACAUCUACAACACCUGCCCGGCCUACGAAAUUCCAAUUCCCCGAUACCCAUUUAGCGGAACUCUUGAAACUAAUCGACGGUUCCACGCGCUCCAAACCGGCCUUGAUUGAAGACCUACGAGAACAUUUCGCACCUCUGAUCAAAGGCGUGAGUAAAACAGCUAUUGAAUCACGUCUACAAGAGUGUGCUACCAAGGAAAGUAAGAAGCCCGGAGCAAAAUGGAUCAUUAAAGAUGAUUGGAAGGCCAAAAAAGCAGAAUAG
Molecule: messenger RNA, 2166 nt
Organism: Malassezia pachydermatis
Lineage: Eukaryota; Fungi; Basidiomycota; Malasseziomycetes; Malasseziales; Malasseziaceae
Exons: 4
Coding region: 1-2166 (721 amino acids)
Biological process (GO): nucleosome assembly
Cellular component (GO): CAF-1 complex; nucleus
Source: RefSeq, a predicted model, not a curated record